Podarcis lilfordi (Lilford's wall lizard) is the source of this 9453-nucleotide messenger RNA. The record is from the annotation of a GenBank genome assembly. Lineage: Eukaryota; Metazoa; Chordata; Lepidosauria; Squamata; Lacertidae.
GCCAAGAGGCGCGCUCUCUCCCCUGGCGGGCGCUUGCUGCAUCCCGCCAUUUCAGCGGGCGGCGAAGAGCACGGAGGCCUCCGGAGGGGGCGGGGCCUGCGGUUCCGCGGGCGGGGCGAGCUGCCUCUUAGCGCCCGGCCUCUUUCUCCCCGGGGCUCUGCGGCGGGAUGGAGGAGGCUCUGCGGCGCGAGCUGGGCACUUCGGCGCUCCGGCCUACGGGCCACUCGGGGGGCGGCUGCAUUAGCCACGGCGAGAGUUACCACACCGAUCACGGGCGCGUCUUCGUGAAAAGCAACUCCCGCGCAGAGGUGGGGGAAAGAACCGGAGGGGAAACGCACCGGCGGGUAGUAUUCCCGGUGGGGAAGGCGGAUGUGGGCGAUGGGGAGUGAAGUGCAAAGGGUCGAAUAAAAGCCGUGCUGCAAGAAGGCGAAUUGUUGUUUACUGCCCUUUUUCUGAAUAGCACUCCCAUGUUGUUUGCGUCUUUUUUUUGCAAAGUGGCCUGACAUAGGCGCAAAUGCACAGAGCGAGCUCGUAACCCGUGACAGUGACGCGACGACGAGGCUAUGUCCAUGAUUUACUUUUCCUGCCCGGCAGGCAGCUGUUUAAAAGCAAUGGUGUCGCGGCCGAAAGAAAGGAAGAAAGUGCCUGCGGACGAGCCAGAGUUGUGGUGCCCCUGGCUGUGUGUUCGUUGGCGAACUUGCUAAAGUCUGAGCUGGAGAGGGGUUUUCUCGCCAUCCAUCUCGUGGGCCCCGCCACUGCAGCGAAGUGGAAGUUUACUUUUGAGGAAGUGUCUUAACACAGGCACCCCCAAACUAGGCCCUCCAGAUGUUUUGGGGCUACAAUUCCCAUCAUCCCUGACCACUGGUCCUGUUAGCUAGGGAUGAUGCGGGUUGUAGCCCGAAAACAUCUGGAGGGCCGAGUUUGGGGAUGCCUGUCUAACAGGACAUAUUGGCAGGGUUUUAAUCUGAGCCAGGGCCUUAGGAGCCCAUUUAAAAAGCUGUGGUUUUGUCCACACCACGAAACCUGUGAAAUAGUAAAUGAGAGUGCCCAUGAUUGCAUGCAGGGUGCCUUGUUUCUGCUAGGAAAGUAGCUUGCAUAGGUAACAGGAUUUGUGCUAGGCAUUCUUUUUAUGCCAACUCUCCUGUUAGAAAAUGGCCACUUGUGAGGCAUGAUUGGCAGAGGUUUUGAUAGCUAGUGUUAACGAAGGAAUGAGCAGACAUGGCUUGGCAGUUUGCUACAUAAUAGCUGCUGUGUUGUGAAUUGUUCUCUGAUUCAGUGCUGAAAGGGCGGAUGUGCCCAGAAAGGGGCAAAUGUGCUGUGUAUGCAGGCUCCUAAGAUUAUUAUUUUUCUUUUAAAUCUGACAUGUGCUGGAAAGUUUUGUAUGUGAAAAUGUUUACAGAAGUCCCCAUCCCCUAUUUUAUCUGACAGGCAAGGAGAAUGUUUGAUGGAGAAAUGGCAAGUUUAACAGCUAUCCUGCAAACAAAAACUGUGAAAGUUCCUAAACCUAUAAAAGUUAUCGAUCUCCCAGCUGGUGGUACUCUGUUUGUGAUGGAGCAUUUGGAUAUGAGGAGUUUGAACAGGUAAUCUGUGUCUCAAUUUCUUGCUGUGAUUUACUUGCAUAUUCGAGGAGGAAAAUCAGUAUCAUGUAAACCACCUUGAAGGAAACAAGUUAAUACAAAUUAAUCAGAUUUACUAUUCAUUUAUGCAAUGAUGUGAACUAAAGUUGGGUAACAUUUUGGCCCAUAAGUGUUUUAUGAAGACUUCUAAAGAGGAGAAAGAGGACCCAAGUGUUUAUUCAAAAAUGUUAAAUUUAUUAUUGCUUUGCUUCAGUCUGAGCUGCAACCAGCAUGCUGCCAUGUAUUCUAAAUUGGGGUUGGGGUAUCUCCUUCGGCCUGACGGCUGCAUUCCAUUGUACUCAACUUUCCAGAGGUUGAAUGCCAGUGGUGACCGGGGACAGAAGCAAAAGUGGGUAGAACCAUGGAUAUGACGUUCAGGUUUGUGGCAUAGGCUAUGUGCUAGGCAUGCAAACUAGGCAUGCAUUUCUCACCUCUCCAUUUUUCCAGGUGGACAAGGGGCCUUAUCACAGUUCAAGGACUUUGCAGCCAGGCAAAAGCACAUUAGAGUGUGGAGCAGGCCCCGUGACGGUUGUGGACUGGGAAGGUGCAUGGCAGCAGAGUCCAAAUAGGGCCAAACAGAAAAGCCUGGAGAGCUGCAUUCUGCUCUAAAUAAUGAAGCUAUAACUUUGUCUGAGAUGGGAGCAUAGCUGUCAACAUUUCCCUUUUUUUAAGAGAAGUUCCCUUAUUCCGAAUAGGAUUCCUCGCAAGAAAAGGGAAAAGUUGACAGCUAUGGAUGGGAGGGUAAAUUACCCUGAUCUUACUGAACUUCCUUUAUGAACUUUGGUACAGACAACAUUUUCCAAGUUACUGUGUUUGCUCUUUAAUAUACUGUAUUUGUUGAGAUUUCAAUGUUAAUAUAUUAAUUAAUUAUGUAUGCAUUUACUUGUGUAUAGGAUCUUACUGACUUUGAAUGCAUAGAUUUACAGUCAAAGUGUGCCAUUAUAAUUUUCUUGGGAACUUUCCCAGUAGGUGAUUCUGUUGGACUGCUGGUAACAGCUUGACAGUCUUUUAAUCUUUUAUUUUGGAAUGGAAACUCAGAGUUGAUGCAAUAAAUCAAUUUUUAUUGUAAUCAAACAAAUCAGUUUGGUUAGAAAUUUAUCAGUUUGGAUAUAGAACCCAUAUUACUUCAAAGACACACACUCAAAGCCAAAUUGCACCUAAAUCCUCCAGAUCAGUUUGUCAUCACGGGACAUCUCACUGGACCAAAAUUCCUCCUCUAUUGUUGGCUGAGUUUCCAACAGGUCAAAAGUUUAUGCUAAUCGAUGCAACACAUAUUUCUUCUUUCAAGAACUCCAAACCUGGAGUUUUCAUAGUCACUUGCCCAAAGUCCAAGGUAACUUAACAGGCCACUAUAUGAUAAACAACCCCAUAUUUGGGCUUCCAUCACAUGCAACACUGAGGCUUAGUGUAAUAAGGGAUCAUAGUGUCUUGAAUGCAUGCAGUGAAUGUGUUGAGGUGCUGGAUGAGACAACCUCCUUUUUGUCCUUUAGAGAUAGGAACCUCUUAAAUUGGGGUUGGAUAAAACAUGUGCCCUCCCAGAUGCUGUUUCAUGGUGAACCAUCAAAUUUUUGUUGCUUUGUAAACGUUUCUUUUUUACACCACUAGACAUGCAGAAAAACUUGGAACACAGUUGGCCGAUCUUCAUCUUCACAAUCAAAAACUUGGGGAGAAGCUGAAGAAAGAUGCAAACACUGUUGGUAAAGUACCCAGCUGUCCGUGACUUGCCAAUGCCCCCAGCUGUUUUGCUCUAACUCUGUAGCAGAACCCCUAGAAACACUUCAUUGCAUGCAUAAAGAGAUAUUAAAAUGCCAACAAGCUGGGGCAAGUCAGCCCUCCCUGAAAAUUGCUCCUCAUGAAGUUGUUACAGUAAGUGUCACACUUUUAAACAAUAAAAAUAGGUGCUGCUACUGCGUACCCUUGAGUACCCCUUGGGGAAAAAAAUCACUGGGCAGCUGCAUUUGGCCCCCAGGCUUGAGGUUUGUCACCCCUGAUUCAGAUCAUGAUUUUGUCUCCAGUAGUAGCAACUGCAUACUUCUCAGAAUCUUACUUAAUUUGUUGUAGCUGAAAACUGAAAACAUAAAAACUUAGUAAGAGCUAUGUGUUUUAAGGUUUUUAAGAUUUGGGGGAGCAACCUUUAUGGUUCUCAUGCUAGUAGCAGCUGAGACCUGUGGGUAUAGGGUGGUAUAUAAAUUAAAUAAUAAUAAUUAAUAUUAAUAAUAAUACAGUGGUACCUUGGGUCACAGAUGCUUUAGGUUACAGACUCUGCUAACCCAGAAAUAGUACCUUGGGUUAAGAACUUUGCUUCAGGAUGAGAACAGAAAUUGUGUUGCGGCAGCUGGAAGCCCCAUUAGCUAAAGUGGUACCUCAGGUUAAGAACAGUUUCAGGUUAAGAACAGACCUCCAGAACGAAUUAAGUACUUAACCCAAGGUACCACUGUAAUAAUACAAGCAAGUCUAUUUAGAAUGGAGGUUUUUAAAUGAUAGCAUAAUAAAGUUUCCUGUUUUUAGAAAGUUAUUCUGUUCAGAACAGACAAUCACCACUUCUCUCUGUUUUAAUAGGUAAAGGUGAAGAACAAACUGGGGUCCAGUUUGUGGAAAAAUUCGGGUUCCACACUGUUACAUGUUGUGGCUAUCUUCCACAGGUAUGAUCUGGACUAAUGGCUCUUCCACACUGAGGAAAUCAUUUAGUUUUUUAGUUCACUUCUAAUUUUCCUUUAAUUGGGAAAUGCUGAAUAUGUUUGAAUAGGAGGACUUUUAAAUAUUAAUUCAGAGAACUGUAACUAGGUAUGAAGAUUCCAGGGCUACUGUCAUAACUUUUGGUAUUAGUAACCAAUCUUCACCUUUCAGCUAACACAACAGAAUAUGUUGGUGUUUACAGCUGCACCAGUGAAUGCCCCUGAAAACAACUGCUGUGCCUUAUGCAGCGUCAAGAGUUUGUGUUAGCAGUAGCUAAUAGCUAAUUAACACAGCAAGAGUCUUCUUUUUAUAUAUAAAAGUGUAUUAUUUCAUAUUUUUGUAAAGUGUGUAAAAGUCUGAAAGUCUCAUCCACAAACCAUUUAAAUCUGUUUCAGCACCAGAGAAGUAAAUAGGUCUAGAUGAGCCUCCAUACAAAUGGUAUGGCUUAAUUGGUUUAUGAAUUGCUUGUCUUAUUUCCAUUUUUCAUCAGAGGGCCUUUUUCUUUUCUUUUCUUCUUUUUUUUACUUUUACUAUGUUUUUCUCUCUCUCUCUCUCUAUAUAUAUAUAAAAUUAAGGAUUUUCUUGUUUUACAGAAGUAAGUGUAAUGCCUCGUAUUUUUUCCAUGUAACAUUUUUACAAACCCGUUUCAUUUGUUGAGACAUUAGGGGGAGAAGAAAAGAAAAAGAAAAAGGGGGGGGUGGAGGGAGGGAAGAUGGAUGAGAGUGGGGUAGGGUGGCGAUGUUUCUAUUAUGCUUAAUGUAUGUAGGGUUUGGUGUCAGUGUUGCUUGUGCUGUUCAUUUGUGUUCCUUUGGUGGUGAGAGAGUUGGGGUUAGCCUAGGGUGUGGUUGUUUGUUUGUGACUGGCUGUGGUGAUCUUUGUUUUCAUGUGUGAGUGGGGUGGGUGGGUGUUUUGGAUCAGAGGGCCUUUUUCAAGGCAUCUUCUCAUAGAGGCAAACUGGCUGAAACUUUGACUACUUGCUUGUUUAGGUGAAUGACUGGCAACAGGAUUGGGUGACUUUCUUUGCCAGGCAACGAAUUCAACCUCAGAUGGACAUGAUUGAGAAGAACUCUGGAGACAGGGAAGCAAGAGAACUUUGGGCAAAACUCCAGGUAACGAUGUCCCAUAGGGACCAUAGAGGGAAUUGUCACAUUCGUAGAAGUGGGGUUGUUCUCAUUGGGUAGAGUUUCUGUAAUACCUACACUGUCUGUGCAAAUGUCAUGAUCCUCUGCUCCCCAGAACCUAAUAAACUAGCGGAAAAGAGUCUUUUCACCCACAUGUCUCUGAGGUCUCUACUAAUUGUGGAAGAGCAAUACCGUAGCAGCAUUAAAGAGCCCUCACGUGAAAAAGACCAAAUAAUAUAUGAAGGGAGAGGAGGAGGAGCUAUUUGAAUAUACAAUAGUACAUUUUAAAAACAAUUAAAGACUAAAAUAAGCAUUCUGUUCAUUGAAAUAAACACUGAUAUGUGGCUAUAUAAUGUGAGAAGGAAUGUCUGAGAAUUUUUUAAAAUUUAAAUACAAAAGGCAUAAAAAUCUUCUCUAAGCCUUUUGAUAAAGUUGUACCUCAGAUAUCUGGUUUAAAUGCAAGCAAGACUCUGGAAAACCUUGUUACUUAAUUUUUGGAUGUGAUGUGCCCCCUACUGUUCAUGUUACUUUAAUUCGAAUCCUAUGCACCUAGGGGAUGGGACGCGGGUGGCGCUGUGGGUAAAACGUCAGCGCCUAGGACUUGCCGAUCGCAUGGUCGGCGGUUUGAAUCCCGGUGGCGGGGUGAGCUCCCGUUGUUCGGUCCCAGCUCCUGCCCACUUAGCAGUUCGAAAGCACCCUUAAGUGCAAGUAGAUAAAUAGGUACCGCUUUAUAGCGGGAAGGUAAACGGUGUUUCCGUGUGUUGCUCUGGUGCCGGUUCGCCGGAGCAGCGUCGUCACGCUGGCCACGUGACCCGGAAGUGUCUGCUGACAGCGCUGGCUCCCGGCCUCUAGAGUGAGAUGAGCGCACAACCCUAGAGUCUGUCAAGACUGGCCCGUACCUUUACCUUUACGCGCCUAGGGGACGCGGGUGGCACUGUGGGUUAAACCACAGAACCUAGGACUUGCCGAUCAGAAGGUCAGAAGUUCGAAUCCCUGCGAAUCCGAGCUCCCGUUGCUCAGUCCCUGCUCCUGCCAACCUAGCAGUUCGAAAGCACGUCAAAGUGCAAGUAGAUAAGUAGGUACCGCUCUGGCGGGAAGGUAAACGGUGUUCCCGUGCGCUGCUCUGGUUCGCCAGAAGCGGCUUAGUCAUGCUGGCCACAUGACCCGAAAGCUGUACGCCGGCUCCCUCGGCCAAUAAAGCGAGAUGAGCGCCGCAACCCCAGAGUCGGUCACGACUGGACCUAAUGGUCAGGGGUCCUUUACUAUGCAUCUAGGUCGUCCACACCCUAGGUUUGUCUCUUUUUCUCUAUACAGUAUCAGGAUUUGAUGUGUCUACUGCUUAAAGCCAAAAAUUAGAACACCCCGCCCUCUUACAAUUAACUUUAGCAACUCCUGCUUUCUUUUUCAGCUGAAGAUGCCCAGUUUGUUUGGCGAUAUGGAAAUAGUUCCUGCUCUUCUACAUGGGGAUCUGUGGGGAGGAAAUGUAGCUGAAGAGGACUCUGGGCCAGUUAUCUUUGACCCUGCAGCUUUCUAUGGUCACUCUGAGUAUGAGUUAGCAAUUGCUGGUAUGUUUGGUGGCUUCAGUGGUUCAUUUUAUUCUGCCUACCACAGCAAAAUCCCCAAAGCACCAGGGUUUGAUAAACGGCUCAAGCUGUACCAGCUAUUUCACUAUAUGAACCAUUGGAAUCAUUUUGGCGGAGGGUACAGAGGUUCAUCUAUCAAUAUAAUGAGGAAUUUGGUCAACUGAAUUCCUACCUGUAGCUUUUAUUUCCCUGUUUUGGAAAAUAUAUACACACCAUGGGGUUUCAACUGUGCUAAUGUGUAUAUGCUGUAAUAGAACCUGAGCUUGCACCCUCUUUCCACAGCUAAAGGCCAAGUCAUCCUGUGCCCUAGGUUUGGUGUCCUAUUCUUGCAGUUUAUCAGAGAGCUGCCAAGGAGGUAACAAACCUUUGAUUUGCACAAAAGAGGUUUUGUUUUGAGGUGGUUCCAUAGAUCUAGGGGAAAAUUCCUUCUGUGCAAAUAGUUUGGAAUAAAUUUUUAAUGCCAAAGAGAGGGAGAAAUCCAAGCAGGGCAUUAGAACAGGUAACAACUUGCUAGCUAUGUUCAUACAUAUACAUUCAAAGGAAAAUUUACAGUCUUAGUGAAUAGAAAGAUUUUUCUUGUCCUCCUACUUAGCUUUCAACCUAGUAUUUUGGUGACAGAUACCAAAGGAAUAUAGCAGCCGUGUUCUAAAUAGAACUGGAAUUGGAAAUAGAUUUGGAAGCAUAUAUUGAGUCUCUGGGGACUUCAUUCCAUGUGGGAAGAUAGAGGGUUGCAGUCUAGGUGCUGUCCUCCCCCCUCAUUAGCAUUGCAAGUUUGUCUUAGUACAUCUGUAGCAAUUGGACUGAACAGUCUGUAUGGACCACAGUUUAUGGUAACCUGCUUCCAUGCCAUUAAGUUUCAUCUAUCAGCCUCCAGCUAGAGUCCAUUGCUAGCCAGCAUGAUCUUGCCUCCUUGAAUAGUCUGCUGACUUAGAAUGUGGUUCCAGUCCCUGGUGAACUAGCUGUGCAUUUAUAGGCAUAUAUAGCUGUCUCAAACUUAGUUUCUUAUGGCAGCUUGCUAGACUCUCUGCCUUUUAAUUCAUUCCUUAAGAGUUUCCUAUGCUCCUCCUGACAAUUGGUAAAAUGAAGUGAAAUGCCUUCUGGCAGAUAGUAAUGCAGUGAAAAUAAAUUCUCAUUAAAGUGUUUCCCCUUACCCAGUGGUUUGGGAAUGCGACACACACUUUGAGGAAGGCAUCAUAACACUUAGGCUGUUCUCCAUUUUAGGACCACAUUUUUGUGUUGGAUUGCAAACUGCUUUUCCAACAGGGCUCUCAUGAUUUAAGUGUAAAAUGACAGGCAAAAAAGAUGGUGCAUCUUUCCUCAGUGCAGCAUCUUCCUGCUGGGAAAAGUUUGCUUGUUGAUCUUUUACGUGUCCUACAGUUGUUAAGGCACAAGAACCUAGCCAGAAAAAAAUCUAACCAAAUUCUACUAAUUCUAACCAAAAUGCUGUUGCAGCACAUCCUCCUCAAAGUAAUAUUGCAGUAAAAUUCUGUCUUACGUGAUUCAGUUUUUUCACCAGCCUGACAGUGACUUACCACACCUAACUGAUAUUAGAGAUUACUUCUAGCGUUAAUUUUCUGUCCAGGUAGCAGCUACCCUCAUGUUGGUUGUGUGAUGCAAGGUUAAAUUGGAAGUGGAGGAAGAGGCAUAUGUAAAAGUAGCAUGCAUAAGUUACUUAAUUUUAUUCUAGUAUUCUUGUUUGGUGGUUUAGACUGGUACACGUUCACUGCAGGUAUUGUCACAGUUCCUUUCUGGUUCAUUGCUGGUACUCAUGCUGAAUACAUGUACCUGGAUUCUUACUGGAAGUUCCUUAACAUUGCAUUUGGAAAUAGGUUCCCUCUUGUGGCCAUUAUGCAUGUCAGUUUCCUGUUCUCAUUACAUAAUUAUUCAGUUACAGCAUUUUGUGAAUUCUGCUAAUGGAUCAAGAGCUCCUGGGAUAUGUCUAAUAAUAAUGGGAUUACAAUGGAAUUAUACAUAUGAACAAACACUAUGCCUAAUAUUACCAGGUGAGAGGGGCAUGAUUCCUAGAAUGCAUGCUCAUGUCAAACACUGAAUUCUUUCUGUUAGCUUUUACUUAACAUUCCUCUACAGUGUUUCCUGAUAUUUUUCAAUUGGUUUUACACUAAAAACAAACAGAUAUAAACUUAUUUAUUAAUUUCAGGUGUGUGUGUAUGUGUGCUACUUUUACUUUUACUAAUAGUAUCCGUGGCUGAUCUGGGUUUAAAGCAAAGCAUUGCUCGUGAGUGUAAUUGGUAAACUUUCUGGGUUGUGUUGAAUAAAAUAUUUUCCGGACAGAUUAGUUUUCUUUGGAUUUUUAUUUAUUGUUAUCUAUCUGUAAUGGUAAACACAAAAUAUUAUGACCUCCAAAUAUUUGCAUCGUGUAAACAUUGUGAAUCAACCUUCACAAAUAUGCAAUGCAUACUAUAUUGUUUCAUCAAUAAAGUUAAUCAGUGUUUCUGC